This is a messenger RNA of Mus musculus (house mouse), 3642 nucleotides long. RefSeq names its product MAF bZIP transcription factor (gene Maf). Bases 32 to 1144 code for a protein of 370 amino acids. The record is from RefSeq and is marked validated. Gene Ontology annotation, molecular function: sequence-specific double-stranded DNA binding; DNA binding; identical protein binding. NCBI's taxonomy places the organism in Eukaryota, Metazoa, Chordata, Mammalia, Rodentia, Muridae. The transcript has a single exon. Gene Ontology annotation, biological process: regulation of DNA-templated transcription; megakaryocyte differentiation. Gene Ontology annotation, cellular component: RNA polymerase II transcription regulator complex; nucleus.
CGGCGGCGGCGGUGGCGGCGGAGGCAGGAGGAUGGCUUCAGAACUGGCAAUGAACAAUUCCGACCUGCCCACCAGUCCCCUGGCCAUGGAAUAUGUUAAUGACUUCGAUCUGAUGAAGUUUGAAGUGAAAAAGGAACCGGUGGAGACCGACCGCAUCAUCAGCCAGUGCGGCCGUCUCAUCGCCGGGGGCUCGCUGUCCUCCACCCCCAUGAGCACGCCCUGCAGCUCGGUGCCCCCGUCCCCCAGCUUCUCGGCGCCCAGCCCGGGCUCGGGCAGCGAACAGAAGGCGCACCUGGAAGACUACUACUGGAUGACCGGCUACCCGCAGCAGCUCAACCCGGAGGCGCUGGGCUUCAGCCCGGAGGACGCGGUCGAGGCGCUCAUCAGCAACAGCCACCAGCUCCAGGGUGGCUUCGAUGGCUAUGCGCGGGGAGCGCAGCAGCUGGCCGCGGCAGCGGGGGCCGGCGCCGGCGCCUCCCUGGGCGGCAGCGGCGAGGAGAUGGGCCCCGCCGCCGCCGUGGUGUCCGCCGUGAUCGCCGCGGCCGCCGCGCAGAGCGGCGCGGCACCCCACUACCAUCACCACCACCACCACGCCGCGGGGCACCACCACCAUCCGACGGCCGGCGCCCCGGGAGCCGCGGGCGGCGCGUCUGCCUCUGCGAGCGGCGCGGGUGGCGCGGGCGGCGGUGGCCCGGCCAGCGCCGGGGGCGGCGGCGGCGGAGGCGGCGGCGGGGGCACGGCGGGGGCGGGGGGCGCCCUGCACCCGCACCAUGCCGCGGGCGGCCUGCACUUCGACGACCGCUUCUCGGACGAGCAGUUGGUGACCAUGUCGGUGCGCGAGCUGAACCGGCAGCUGCGCGGGGUCAGCAAGGAGGAGGUGAUCCGACUGAAGCAGAAGAGGCGGACCCUGAAAAACCGCGGCUAUGCCCAGUCCUGCCGCUUCAAGAGGGUGCAGCAGAGACACGUCCUGGAGUCGGAGAAGAACCAGCUGCUGCAGCAGGUAGACCACCUCAAGCAGGAGAUCUCCAGGCUGGUGCGCGAAAGGGACGCCUACAAGGAGAAAUACGAGAAGCUGGUGAGCAACGGCUUCCGAGAAAACGGCUCGAGCAGCGACAACCCUUCCUCUCCCGAAUUUUUCAUGUGAGUGUGACACGCGAUCCCAGCUAGCCACCUUGUUAAAUGCUCCGUGGGGGUCCCGCUCCUGAGUGGGCUUGCUAGUUGCAGGGCCAAGCUCGCUCGGCCACCACCUCGCCCCCUCCCCUGGCGAGUUUGCUCCCCUUGGCCCUGAACAGACACACACACACACACACACACACACACACACACACACACACACACACACACCAAGCUUGUGGUGGUGGUGAUGGCUCUUUUGAAUUGGGGAGGGAAAGGGUGUCUGGCUCAUGGAUUGCCAACCUGAAUUCCCCCGUAACUUGCUAGCUUGGUUGUUUUGUUCUUUUUUAUUAUUAUUAUUAUUAUUACAACUACUACUCUUUUUACACCGCCUGCCCCACACAUACCCUGGACUUGCACAAGGGUCAAAGAUCUGAGCAGCAUACUUCAUGUAGGGCAUAGCUCACCUUUGAACCGGGCCAUCAAUUGCCUGUAUAUAUAUUUUUUCUUCUUCUUCUUCAGCUCAUGAGCUGGUGUUCAUUCUGUGUGUGUGUGUUUGUGUGUUUUAUUUUGUUUGGAUUUUCUUUUUUCUUCUUCUUCUUCUUUGUUUUUGUUUAUUAUUACUAUUACUAAUUUUUUGGAGCUUGCUGUGUUUCCCAGCCUCUGCCACCCCCCACCCCCACCCCUGCACCAUGUUCUUGAGAUAAAAGGAAAAAAAAAAAAAGCAGGGUUUUUUUUUCCCCUCCUUCUGAGUUCUUCUGAUUGAGCUUGCAAAGGAAAAAAAAAUGUGAAAUGCUAUAGACCUUGCAGCGAGCUGAGUUCCACGGGGGUUUUAUCUUAGCAUUGUUAUGCUAAAACAGAAUGAACUAAAGCCACUCCUGAACCUGCCACAAUCAAGCCUACAUCAACCUUCUGGGUGUGACUUGUGAGUUUUGGCCUUAUGAUGCCAAAUCUGAAAGUUUAGUCUGCCAUUAAACAACAAACAAACAAAAACACAAAAACAAACUUACUCUCAUCUCAUGCAUUACGAUGCUUGCUACUUUGUCUUAGCAACAAUGAACUAUAACAGUUUCAAAGACAUUAUGGAAAAGAGACAUUAUAUUAAUAAAAGAAGCCUGCAUGCUGGACAUGUAUGGUAUAAUUAUUUUUUUCCUUUUUUUUCCCCCCAAUUUGGCUUGGAAAUGGACUUUUGAAGACUUAGCGCAUGACAUCCAUACUUUUGAUUUACAGCCUCAUGACUUUUUUGAGUUCCAAACAACAACAGAAAAAGUACAACCCCAGAGCCUUCUUCCCUUGACAGUUUGCUUCUACUCCUGACUGCUUUGAGUUACAAUGAACUUCAGCCUCCCGUUGUACAUGCACUGAAGGCGUUCCUUGUCAAAGAUAGCAGAAUGGGCUACAAAUUUAUAUGGCAAAUAUUAUAGAACGUAAAUUAAAUGUUUUCUUUUUAGAAACAAUGAUGCCUGCUUUGGGGCACUUUAAAUUGUGCUAUUGCCAAAAGCAGUCUAAAUUUUCUUUGAAAAGAAAGAAAAAAAAAAUCUGCCCCAAUUAUUUUUUGGUUGGUUUUAUUUUUUUUUAUUUUAUUUUUUCUAUUUUUUUUUUAAUUUUUUUGGUUUUUGGUCAUUGUCAAAUGUGGAAUGCUAUGGGUUUCUAGUAUAUAAUUUAAUUCUAGAUUUUAUAAUCUGUUAGCCCAGUUAAAAUGUAUGCUACAGAUAAAGGAAUGUUAUAGAUACAUUUGAAAGAGUUAGGUCUGUGUAGCUGUAGAUUUUUUUAAAGACCGAUGCACUAAAUUGUUUACUGUUGUGAUGUUAAGGGGGGUAGAGUUUGCAAGGGGACUGUUUAAAAAGUAGCUUUCUGAAGCAUGUGCUUGCAACUUAAAUAUAAGUUGGGUAUGUGUAGUUCUUGCUAUACCAUGGACUGUAUUGAAAACCAAAGUAUUAAAAGGGGAAAUGCCCCUGUUUAUAUCUGUAGGGGUAUUUUACAUUCAAAAUGUAUGUUUUUUUCCAAAAUUAAAGUAUUUGGGACUGAAUUGCACUAAGAUAUAACCUGCAAGCAUAUAAUACAAAAAAAAAUCGCAAAAACUGUUUAGAACGCUAAUAAAAUUUAUGCAGUUAUAAAAUGGCAUUACUGCACAGUUUUAAAGUGAUGCAGAUUUUUUACAGUUAUGUUGUGGUGCAGAACUGGAUUUUCUGUAACUUAAAAAAAUCCACAGUUUUAAAGGCAAUAACCAGUAAAUGUUAUUUUCAGGGACUGACAUCCUGUCUUAGAAAGAAAGAAAGAAAGAAAGAAAGAAAGAAAGAAAGAAAGAAAGAAAGAAAGAAAGAAAAGGAAAGGAAAUCUUACCACAAUAAAUAUAAGAAAUCUUGUCAGUUACUUUUCUUUUACAUAUUUUGCUGUGCAAAAUUGUUUUAUAACUUGAGUUACUAACUAACCACGCGUGACGUUCUACAUGCUUCUCUUUCAUUUUCAAUUCUGGUUAUAUCAAGAGAAAGAAUAAUCUACAAUAAUAAACUGCAUUUUUUUUGAUUC